This is a messenger RNA of Zingiber officinale, 3793 nucleotides long. RefSeq names its product probable serine/threonine protein kinase IRE. NCBI's taxonomy places the organism in Eukaryota, Viridiplantae, Streptophyta, Magnoliopsida, Zingiberales, Zingiberaceae. Bases 297 to 3347 code for a protein of 1016 amino acids. The transcript is spliced from 17 exons. Gene Ontology annotation, biological process: intracellular signal transduction; peptidyl-serine phosphorylation. Gene Ontology annotation, molecular function: protein serine/threonine kinase activity; ATP binding. The record is from RefSeq and is a predicted model, not a curated record.
GGCCCGGAACUCCCGCCGGCUUUAAAUAGAGAGAGGAAGAGCGAGAUUGAAUCAGAAGACGUUGAUUAAAUUUUAGCAAACUAAUUAAUUCUUUUUUUUUCUUUUUUCUUUUUUCCAAUGCCCAUUCUUUGAUCUCCCUUCUUUUUCUUUGCUAGUCAAAUCUGCGGUUUACUUACAGUUGUUCUUGAUUUGUUUGUUCUCUUGAUUUCUUUUUUUUUUUUAAUUGAUAAUAAGCGGGAAGUAAACGCUGAGGACAGAUUCCAAUCGCUAAAGAAAGGCGGAUUUCGGUGUUGUCAAUGGAGCAGGGUGGUGGUGCCGGUGGCAACCGCCGUGUUAAGUUCGAGGCCGUCAAGGAGAUGGAGUCGCCGCGCUUCCGAGCCGUGCUCCGCGCCACCAGCGGCCGCCGGAAGCGGACAACCGAUGUCAAGAGUUUCUCCCAUGAGUUGAAUGGCAAAGGGAACCACCACCACCAGAUUCCCAUUCGUAAGCUUCGAGGCCUCAGCCCGGAGGAAGUAAUGAGCGUGAUUCGGUCAAAAUUUAAGAAAUUGAAAGAGGAGAUUAACGCAGAAUUGGGCAUAUUUGCUGGCGAUUUGGUUGGGAUUCUCGAAAAGGGCAAAAAUGAGCAUUCUGAGUGGCGGGAACCUUUGGAGGAUCUUCUGAUUCUUACUCAGAAAUGUGCCGAGAUGACACCGGAUGAGUUCUGGUCAUCUUGUGAGGGAAUAGUUCAGAAUGUGGAUGAUCGCCGCCAAGAAUUGCCAAUGGGCUUGCUCAAGCAAGUCCAUACCCGCAUUCUUUUUAUCCUCACCAGGUGCACUAGACUGAUUCAGUUCCAGAAAGAGGGGAUGUGUGGAGAACAAGAACAUAUUCUCGGGUUCCACCAACUGAGUGACCUGGGCUUUUACUCGGGAUCAGGAGACGGUCUCAAGAUCUCAUUGAGUGCCAAAGACAUGAAAGAGAGGAUUAUCAUGAAGAGGUUGCAAGACCAUAAAUAUUUUAAUCAAGAUGGUGGUCGGCACAUGGAUUCAUCCACCAGACCUAGGAUAUCAUCCUGGAAGAAGCUUCCCUCAUCUAAUGAGAAGAAUCAGAAAAAAAUUCACGAUGAGAAUGAUCAAUCCCCUCCAAAGAAAUUGCUAGAUCCAUUCUCACAAAUAGAUAUAACUAAGUUGGGAGCUUCUGGUGGUUCUUCUAAUAUUAGUUCUAAGAUUGAUGAUAGUUCAAAGCCACAGUUACCUAAGGAAGACGAUACUUCUGUAGAUGAUUCUGAAGUUCAACAACAUCAAAUUAUUGGAAAGCCAAAAAUGAUUUGUAGAAUAUGUGAUUAUGAAAUACCUACAAUAUAUGCGGAAGGUCAUUUUAGAGUUUGUACGAUGGCUGAUAAAUGUGAUUCAAAGGGCUUAACUCUUGAUGAGAGGCUGGAGAGAGUUGUGGAUGUUCUUGGGAAGAUUUUAUCAUCCAUUACACAGAAGGGCUCAGAUGGUGUAGAAGUUCAUAGUGAGGUUGUUAAAACUUGUGCUUCAUGUUCAGCUGAAGGGCAUGAUUGCCUGUCCCCUGGUCAGAAUAGAUUAUUCUGUCCAUCAUAUGCAGAUAUCUUGGAUAGGGAAAUCAUUGGCAAUCUUGUAGGAAAUAAUAUGAAUGAACUACAAGCAACUAUGAGCAAUUCAUAUAGUGUUUUAUCAUCUGGAAGCAUGACACCACAAUCACCACUAAUGACACCACGAACCAGCCAGAUUGAUUUUCUAUUGCUUGGUAUCAAGUCAUUUAUUGAUCAUGAAAAUGUUCAGCAGAUUGAGAGUCUAUUGGAUAUUGUUCGCGGCAUUGCAAAAAUGAAUACCUACAAUUACAGCUCCCUUGAGGAUUUGCACUCAUAUUUAGAAGAUUUGAACGCAGUCCUAGAUACCAGAAAGAUUGAUGCUCUUGUUGUUGAGACAUUUGGAAGAAGAAUUGCAAAACUAUUACAGGAGAAGUUUAUACAUCUAUGUGGUCAGAUAGAUGAUGGGAUUAAAGAUGUCUUGAAUGUGAUGGUAGAUGAAGAUGGUUCUGUAGGAAAUUCAAUAACCUUGGGAUCCAAGAUCAAGGAUCGAACUUCCAUCGAGGAUUUUGAAAUCAUAAAACCAAUAAGCAGAGGGGCAUUUGGACGAGUUUUCCUUGCGAGGAAAAGGAUUACAGGUGACAUUUUUGCAAUAAAGGUACUUAAAAAGUCUGAUAUGAUACGCAAGAAUGCAGUUGAAAGUAUUCUAGCUGAACGUGACAUCUUAAUAUCAGCUCGUAACCCUUUUGUGGUGCGCUUCUUCUACUCCUUCACAUGCAGGGAAAAUCUUUACCUUGUAAUGGAGUAUUUAAAUGGAGGGGAUUUAUAUUCCUUGUUAAGAAAUUUACAUUGUUUGGAUGACGAUAUGGCACGCACAUAUAUGGCUGAAUUAGUUCUGGCUUUGGAAUACUUGCACUCCAUGAAUGUAAUUCAUCGAGAUCUUAAGCCUGAUAACUUGUUAAUUGCUCGGAAUGGUCAUAUCAAGUUGACUGAUUUUGGGCUUUCUAAGGUUGGCCUUAUCAACAGCACUGAUGAUUUAUCAGGUCCAGAUGUAAGUGGAUCUGUCCUCUUAGAAAAUAAUGAAUCAAUGCCAGCAGAACAAAGGGCAUUAAAGCGGGAGCAAAGACAAAAACAAUCAGCUGUUGGAACUCCUGAUUAUUUAGCACCAGAGAUACUUCUAGGGAUGCAGCAUGGCCCAACUGCAGAUUGGUGGUCAAUGGGUGUCAUUCUUUUUGAACUUCUAGUAGGUAUUCCUCCAUUCAAUGCAGAACAUCCACAGAAAAUUUUUGACAACAUCAUGAAUCGGGAUAUACCCUGGCCACAAGUGCCUGAAGAGAUGAGCUUUGUAGCCUAUGAUUUGAUUGGCAAAUUGCUAAUUCAAAACCCAAGCCAACGACUUGGAGCAACUGGUGCUGGGGAGGUGAAGGCACAUCCAUUCUUCGAAAGCAUUAACUGGGACAUGCUCGCUUUGCAAAAGGUAGCAUUCAUCCCCUCACCUGAAGGCGAAGAGGACACAAGCUAUUUUGCUAGCCGGCAUCAAUGGAACCGAAGUAAUGAGCUGCUUGCGGCAGCAUCACAUGACUAUGAUGACGGAUCAGACACAUGCAGUAUGAGCUGCGGCAGCAGUCCUCACAGCUCCAGCCAGGAUGAAGAUGGAGAUGAAUGUGGCAGUAUGGCAGACUUUGGGCCAUCGCAUUCUGUGAAAUAUUCCUUCAGCAACUUUUCUUUCAAGAACUUGUCGCAACUGGCUUCAAUCAACUACGACCUGAUAACAAAAUGCAACUCUAGCAAAGAUUCAGCAGAAGCUUCUCAUCCCUGAGACCAAUUUUGCGUCAGCAACUCUUUUCAUUUCAUGUAACUUGUUUUGAAUUGUCAAGAGUCAGGCUGUCAAUGGUGGCUCCUAAUUAGUCCAUGCAAAAUAUUUGUGGAUGUGUAUAUAUAGCAGCAUGAGUGUGAGGAAUACAUAGAAGUUUAAUCCUGCCGACUCAGAUAUGAAACUUGUAGACGAGAUCAAACUGUAAUAUCAGUAAAGAAGUACUUGGUGCACCUUCUAUGAUAUAUGCCUUGUUGAAGGCCUUGGAAACCCAAUUUUGAGGUUCCUAGGCCACCUGUGAAUUGUAUUCAGCUUACAAAAUGAUUGAUUAUCCAUCACUUCACGUGAUCAUGCCUUCAGCUUACAAAAAUGGCCCCUGCCAAUUUCUGUUUGUUCAUCAAAAUGAUUGAUAAUCUUGUGAUGGUGAUUCAGUGGUGGUAAUUCAGCUUGGA